AUGAUCUUCAAUGCUCAGACCGUAAGCGUCUUUUGUCCUAGGAUGAAUGACUUCAGCGCGAUCGAGAAAGCGGUUGGGAAUGUCAGCCUGGCGACAGAAGACGGCCCAUCCAACUACCAAGAGGCAGGCGGAGCUAGCUCCCCGGAGACGGUUCUGGCUUUGAAGGCCAUGGUAGACUCCCUCAUGUCCGAUAACAAGGAACUGAACAAGAGACUGAGCACAAUUGAGGCCAAGGUGACCAGCAUGGACGCAGGGUUUAACAGGUUACUCGGGGAUAGUAGCGUCGAGCUCCCUGACGAGGGAACCACCAGGAACAGGGACAUGAAACCAGCCACGGACCAGGGCACUACAGCCUGA
Molecule: messenger RNA, 357 nt
Organism: Penicillium alfredii
Lineage: Eukaryota; Fungi; Ascomycota; Eurotiomycetes; Eurotiales; Aspergillaceae
Exons: 2
Coding region: 1-357 (118 amino acids)
Source: RefSeq, a predicted model, not a curated record